Molecule: messenger RNA, 336 nt
Organism: Enterobius vermicularis (human pinworm)
Lineage: Eukaryota; Metazoa; Nematoda; Chromadorea; Rhabditida; Oxyuridae
Source: the annotation of a GenBank genome assembly
UACGCUCAAGAAUGGGCGAACUAUUUGGCCAGCACUGGAAGGUUUGAGCACCGAGGACCAUCUCGUCAGUAUGGAGAAAAUCUAUUCAUGGGGAGUGGCAACACAUGUGAAAAUGCGGUAAAAAGCUGGUACGACGAGGUGCAGUACUACAAUUACAGUUGUCCUGGCUUUUGUGCGAACACUGGUCAUUUUACCCAGUUAGUCUGGAAAUCUUCGCAAAGAGUUGGCGUAGGUAUUGCUAAAAGUUCAAGAACCGGGAUGACUGUCGUUGUCGCCAAUUAUUAUCCAGCAGGAAAUAUGAUGGGGCAGUUCCCAAGCAACGUGUUGCCGCGAUAA